AUGCCUCGAGGUCAGAAGAGUAAGCUCCAUGCUCGUGAGAAACGCCAUCAGGCCCAGACCCAAGAACAGCCAUUAGAUCUGGUGGGUGCUCAGGCCACUGCAAGAGCAGGUGGAGAGUUUCACUCCUCUUCCUCCUCUCGUUCCAAGAGUAAUCCUCGGAGUUCAGCUGCUGCUAGAACAACUAGCAAUCCUCAAGGGUCUUGGAGAGCUGCACCCACCACCACUACUUCUGCUGUUGUUUCAUACAGAAGAUCUAAUGGAAGUGGGAACAACCAAGUGGAGGAAAGGCCAAGCUCUUCUCAAGCCCAGCUUGACUGGGCACCUGGCCGUCUGGAUGAGAAGGUAGUUAUAUUGGUGUAUUACCUGCUGUACAAGUAUCAAAUGAAGGAGCCCAUUACAAAGGCAGAAAUGCUGAGAAACAUAAUCCAAAUGCACAAGAGCCACUUCCUUGAGAUCCUGAGGAAAGCUUCUGAGCACCUGGAACUGGUCUUUGGCCUAGACAUCAAGGAAAUGGAUUCCAAUAAGCAUAUAUAUAUCCUCAUCAAUAAACUGGAACUAAGCUAUGAUGCAAGGCUGGGUGACGAUGGAGGUGUGCCCAAGACUGGUCUUCUGAUGACUAUCCUGGGUGUGAUCUUCACAAAGGGAAACCGUGCCACUGAGGAGCAAGUCUGGCAAAUCUUAAAUGCAAUGGGCUUAUACAGUGGUAGAGAGCACUUUAUUUUUGGCGAGCCCAGGAAGCUUAUCACCAAAGAUUUAGUGAAAAAAAAGUACCUGGAAUAUCAGCAGGUGCCCAACAGUGAUCCUCCGCGCUAUGAAUUCCUGUGGGGCCCAAGAGCCUAUGCAGAAACCAGUAAGAUGAAAGUCCUAGAGUUUUUAGCCAAAGUCCAUGAUACCAUCCCAAGUGCCUACCAAACCUGGUAUGAGGAAGCAUUGAGAGAUGAGGAAGCAAGAGCCCAAGCCAGAGCUGCAGCAAGGGCUCACAUAAGUGCCAUAGUUAUUGCACGAUCCAGGGCCCUGUCCAGUUAUUCCUCCCGCCCCAAGUAA
Molecule: messenger RNA, 1044 nt
Organism: Marmota monax (woodchuck)
Lineage: Eukaryota; Metazoa; Chordata; Mammalia; Rodentia; Sciuridae
Product: melanoma-associated antigen B10-like
Biological process (GO): negative regulation of transcription by RNA polymerase II
Cellular component (GO): nucleus
Source: RefSeq, a predicted model, not a curated record